Messenger RNA from Scylla paramamosain (green mud crab), 3045 nucleotides. RefSeq names its product ran GTPase-activating protein 1-like (gene RanGAP). The coding region runs from base 237 to 1913 and encodes 558 amino acids. Gene Ontology annotation, biological process: signal transduction; activation of GTPase activity; nucleocytoplasmic transport. Lineage: Eukaryota; Metazoa; Arthropoda; Malacostraca; Decapoda; Portunidae. The record is from RefSeq and is a predicted model, not a curated record. The transcript has 12 exons. Gene Ontology annotation, cellular component: perinuclear region of cytoplasm; cytosol; nucleus. Gene Ontology annotation, molecular function: GTPase activator activity; small GTPase binding.
GAAGGGACCGUGUUGCACCCGGAACGGUUCUUACAUUUAUCCUUUCAAUCAUCUAUACAUUGACGUAUCUUUCAGUGCAACACGAUGGAUUAAAGUAUAUGCAUUAAUGUAUAUAAAAGAGAUUACUGCAUAGACUAAGGCCCUUGGAAACCUUGAAGAGCAGACCCCCUGAGACUCGCGGCGGCGACCACAGUGAGUUUGAAUGUUUUGGCGUCACGUAGGUGCUCCCGCUCACCAUGGCUACCACACUCAGCUUCUCAGGGAAAAACCACAAAUGGGACACCGCAGAGGACGCCCAGCCAGUGGUUGACGCCAUACUUGCUGCGUCCGACCUCCACUGCCUGGCCCUGGAUGGCAAUACGCUGGGGGUGGAGGCUGCUCGGGUCAUUGGGGAUGCCUUGGCUGCCCAUCCUGAGUUUGAGCGAGCCCACUGGAAGGACCUUUUCACGGGCCGCCUCAAGUCAGAAAUACCCGAUGCCCUGAGGCACCUAUUUUCGGGACUGGUGAGGGCUGGAGCAAAGCUGAAGGAACUGGACCUGAGCCACAAUGCCCUUGGACCAGUGGGUGUGGAAGGCAUGGUGGACUUCAUGUCUUCCCCUGUCUGUUAUUCGCUUGAGGAGCUACGUCUGGACAACAAUGGGCUGGGCAUCAAGGGUGGUACCAUGCUGGCUCAGUCCCUCCUGAAGCUGGUGGAGAAUGCCAAGGCUGCCAACACUCCUCUCAAGCUGAAGGUGUUCAUCUCAGGACGUAACAGGCUUGAGAAUGAGGGUGCAGAGAUGUUUGCCAAGUUCUUCAAAGCAGUGGGCACCCUGGAGCAUGUAGCCAUGCCCCAGAACGGCAUAUUCCAUGUGGGCAUAGCAGCUCUUGCUUCUGCCUUCAGUAUGAACCCUGACCUAAGGAUAAUCAACCUUAAUGACAACACCUUCACCCCUAAGGGAGCAAAGGCCAUGGCAGAAAAGUUGCCCACCAUGCAGAAUCUAGAGGUUAUUGACUUUGGUGAUUGUCUGUUGAAGACAGCAGGUGCCAAGUACAUUGCUGAUGCCCUGACAGACACCCAUACCAAGCUGCAGGAGCUGCGUUUGGACAGCAAUGAGAUAGGAGUGAAUGGAGGUCUAUCGGUGGCCAACGCUAUGGUCAAUAAAGACAACCUGAAGGUUCUCAACUUGGAUAGCAAUCAGUUUGGGGCGGAAGGACGGGAGAACAUUGUUAUUGUUCUGCAAGACAUUGGGCGCCUUGACUCCCUGGAGACUCUGGAGAAUGAUGAGAACACUGCCAGUGAGGAUGAGGACUCAGAUGAGGAAGAGGAUAGUGAUGAUGAUGAGGAGGAAGAGGAGGAGGAAGAUGUUCAAGAAUUGGAGCCAUCUGGUGUGAGUCCCUUGAAGCGGGCAGAUGCAGUAAUCCAGCCAGUCAAGGCCACAGCAGCUGAGUUCAGGGCACAGCCAACAGCAGCACGCCUCUUGGGUCUAGGAAAUUCUGGUCCCUCACAGCUGGUGGAGGAGGCAAGGCAGCUGUCUAAAGGGUCUCAGGAGGAGUUCAUCUUUCACUGCUUUGGUCUCAUGAUGCGCACUGCCUCCCUUGCCACCUCCAAUAACAAACAGGUACAAGAGGCUGUAAAGACUGCUACUGACCAGCUUGCCCAGGCGGUCUUUGCUGAAGAACCAAAGGAUGAUCUCUCCUCUGUUGCCACCAACUCCCUGCUCAUCCACCUUGGUCUCAUCAAGUGUGAGGAUAAAAAGUUCAAGCUGGAGUGGGACCUGCGGGGCUGCCUCCUCACCCUGGCAGCCAUUGUGAAGCACUCUGCCUUUCCAGACCACACCAAGAAUGCCCUGCAACUGUUCCUUUCCAGACCUAACUCCAAGAUUGAUGCGUAUAUCCAAGAAAAGCACAGGCUCAUGACAGCCAUCUUCCAGUAAAGGUCUGUCGGCUGGUCUCAGCAGGUGUUUGGUGACGUGCUACAUGGAGUGGGAACACCUUCGUUUACCUUUUUAUAAGCUCAUUGAUUUUUUACCUCUUCGUGGAGCAAGGUUUACUGGAAAGUCCUAUCUCCAUUUGACACAUUUACUGUCCUGUGAUUCACUGAUAGCUGUUAUGGGUCUCUCUUUAAUGCACCUCAGCUUUCAUUCCCAACAUGAGGGAACUUGACAAGUGAAAUAAGGCAAAGUGUAAUGAAUCAACAUAAAAAGUUAUAUUUUUGAAGAUUUUCUGAAGUUUGCUUUUGAUUAUGAGUGUUGUUGUGGUAAGAAAACCAAAGUAAUUUUUUAUUUUUUUUAUUUAUUUAUUUUUUUAUUUUUGAUUUAUUGAUAUACUGUGUGUGGAAAUGAUCAUAAGGUAUGUGUUGUAUAGGUAUUAAUUUAGCAAUUAGGUCAUUUUUGUAUGUUGUGACCUAAGAAACUACACUUUGGUGGGAGUAGUUGAACCCUGAAUAACCUGUGGAUGGAACUGGGUAAGCUGUGAUGGGAUGGAAUUUAUGAAGUCACCAGUGAAAUGUCUUGUCUUCAGCUAUUUUAAUUUGUUUAUUCCAUCUCUCUCUCUCUCUCUCUCUCUCUCUCUCUCUCUCUCUCUCUCUCUCUCUCUCUCUCUCUCUCUCUCUCUCUCUCUCUCUCUCUCUCUCUCUCUCUCUCUCUCUCUCUCUCUCUCUCUCUCUCUCUCUCAUUUAAAAAUUAUUAAUAGUUAAUUGGUAGUGAAUUAGUGUUUAUGUAAUAUUGCAGCUAAUGCAGUUUUGAGUGGAAAGUCCAAAAAUUUCAUAAAGGAAAUUCUUUAUUUGACUUUUUUUUUUUUUUUUUUUUUUUUUUUUAUGUGAUUGCUGGGUGUUAAUAUUCAUCAGUAUUUUUAUUUGUAAAUUUCAACUUGCUGCCAACAGACAACCCACAGUCAGCCAUGUAAGUUCAAAUUAGCAUUAAUAUUUAAGUCACAUUUCAGGUAAUUAUAUCUAGAUUUUUUUUCUCCCUGAUAUUUUACUUCCUCUUUCUUCAAUGGCCAAAAAGCUUCAGAUGCCAAACAUUUUUUUUUUCUUUGUUAUACCUAUAAUAAAUGUUCUGUCUGUGA